Protobothrops mucrosquamatus (brown spotted pit viper) is the source of this 1296-nucleotide messenger RNA. RefSeq names its product family with sequence similarity 207 member A (gene SLX9). Bases 1 to 399 code for a protein of 132 amino acids. The record is from RefSeq and is a predicted model, not a curated record. The transcript is spliced from 4 exons. Lineage: Eukaryota; Metazoa; Chordata; Lepidosauria; Squamata; Viperidae. Gene Ontology annotation, biological process: maturation of SSU-rRNA from tricistronic rRNA transcript (SSU-rRNA, 5.8S rRNA, LSU-rRNA). Gene Ontology annotation, cellular component: 90S preribosome; preribosome, small subunit precursor; nucleolus.
AUGUCUAAGAAAGAAAAAAUGAAGAUGCGGAAGGAGAGAUGGCUGCAAAAAAUUGAGAGCAUUAAGUUGGCAAAGCUGCAGCAAAAAGCAGAGGCAAAGCGGAAAGCUACUCCAGUUGUUGGAGAUAUGCAUUCAUUGAUGGAUGCUCUGCCUGAGCUUUCAGAUCUGGUGACAGUAAGCAAGUUCUCCAAACAGUGUAAUAAAAUGCAGAAAAAGAAGAAAGUGUUGACAAAUUUCAACCAGAUGAAAUCAGCCCAGAAAUGCAAAGUCUUGGAGGAGGAAGUGGCACAGUUUCACAAGACUAUAUCAAACCCUUUAUUCAGAGCCAACCCUCUGUCAAUCAUUAGUGAACAUCUUUCCAAAAGAUUAAAACAGGAGAAAGAGGAAGAACCACUUUAAUACCAUGACUGAGGAUGUUUAAAAACUCCAGCAACUGACUCCACCAUGGCUUUAUCUGUACAGUAGAUUAACGUAACUUUCAGAAACCAGAGGAAGAGAACCAGUAACUUUGUUUGCUGAGCAUAGAAAAUAAGGUGACCAACAUCAAUUUGUACACUUUGAGUACUAGUUACAAUUCUGGAUUGUUUUGUUGGAAACUUGUGGAACUCUGUAGAUGUAAGACUGUUCUAAUUUCCCAAAUUUAUCCUAAUUAUACUUCAGGUCUUUUUAUUUCCCUCUCUAUAGCUUCUGUGAAGUAAUGUCUAAACUACCAACUUUCUACUUUUGAGUAAUGUAAACUUUUCUGUUUCUUUCUUUCUGUGAGCAGUUAAUUCUGCCUUUACAGAAUUGUUUUGGUAAAUGCAGCGUUGUAAUUAAUAAAAUACCUAGAGCUUUGCUUCUCUUUAAAAAUAGGCAAAACCAGUUUUUUUAAAAUUUGAAAUGUGGUGACACACUUAAGACCAUACAUAUUAUAUAUGUAACAUUCAGUUUGUGUGUGUGUGUUUGUAUAUAUGUGCAUACACACACACACACACACACACACACACACCAGUGUUUGCCUGUAUAAUACAUUGGUCCCCAAUCCUUCUGGCUCCGCAAACCAGCAGUAGUAGCGGUGGGAGGAGAGGAUGGCUUCGGGCAUGCCCACCACUUGCACAAAUGGAGCUUCAUGUGCUCAUGCACCACUUCCGCAGCCCAGUUCUCAAUGGACUGUGGGUCAGUACAGGGCUGUGGCCCAGGGGUUUGGGACGCCUGGCAUAACAUACAUGAAAUUAUCUACCCUAGUUGAAAGUGGACAUUACUUAUAAACAGUUUACUGUAUAAGAUCUAUGAAAUUAAACUAUAACACAGUGGUCC